UCGGAAACCCGAAACAUAACCACUUAGAGCAGUAAAAAGAAAAGAGAAAAAGAUGUCUUCAUGUCCAGGGAAGAGCUCAUGGCCGCAUCUGGUGGGGGUGGGCGGCUCAGCCGCCAAGGCCAUUAUCGAGAGGGAGAAUCCGAACGUGAAAGCCGUCAUUUUGGAGGAGGGAACCCCCGUCACCAAGGACUUCCGCUGUAAUCGGGUUCGGAUUUGGGUCAAUAAGCGUGGACUUGUUGCAAGCCCACCUCGAAUAGGCUGAGGCCCAAGCCCAAGCCCAAACCCAAACCCACUAUAAAAAUAUAUUUCUCUUAGCUACGGGAAGGCCCAAGCCCAUUACCCUAAUUACUAAAUAAAAUAAGUUUUAUUAUA
Messenger RNA from Cucurbita moschata (crookneck pumpkin), 372 nucleotides. RefSeq names its product inhibitor of trypsin and hageman factor. The coding region runs from base 53 to 262 and encodes 69 amino acids. Gene Ontology annotation, molecular function: serine-type endopeptidase inhibitor activity. NCBI's taxonomy places the organism in Eukaryota, Viridiplantae, Streptophyta, Magnoliopsida, Cucurbitales, Cucurbitaceae. Gene Ontology annotation, biological process: response to wounding. The record is from RefSeq and is a predicted model, not a curated record. The transcript has 2 exons.